CGCAUCCUUUCUGGGGUAUUUUCUCACCACACUGACAGUCCUUAAGACAAGUAUGCAGUUAAGCUGCUAAGGGAUGGAAGAAGCCAGUCUGUGCCUUGGAGUGUCCUCGGCGGCGCCGGAAGCUGAGCCCCAUCUGAGCAGCCCCGUCCUCAACGGCCAGUAUGCCAUGAGUCAGAAGUUGCACCAGAUCACCUCCCAGCUCAGCCAUGCUUUCCCCGAGCUGCAUCCGCGGCCCAACCCAGAGGAGAAGACCCCGGUUCCCCUCGACGAGAAGGCCCACGUGCCCAUGAGUGGCCAGCCCAUGGGCAGCCAGAUGGCGCUCCUGGCCAACCAGCUGGGCCGGGACGUGGACACCAGCCUCAACGGGCGGGUGGACCUGCAGCAGUUCCUCAACGGGCAGAACCUGGGCAUCAUGUCCCAGAUGAGCGACAUCGAAGACGACGCCCGCAAAAACCGCAAGUACCCGUGCCCUCUGUGCGGCAAGCGCUUCCGCUUCAACAGCAUCCUCUCCCUGCACAUGCGCACUCACACCGGCGAGAAGCCCUUCAAGUGCCCGUACUGCGACCACCGGGCGGCACAGAAAGGGAACCUCAAGAUUCACCUGCGGACCCACAAGCUGGGCAACCUGGGGAAGGGGCGCGGGCGGGUGCGCGAGGAGAACCGCCUGCUGCACGAGCUGGAGGAGAGGGCCAUCCUGCGGGACAAGCAGAUGAAGAGCAGCCUGCUGCAGCCCCGGCCGGACUUGAAGCCCCUGCCGCACGCCCAGCAGACCCCGCUGGCCGCCUGCAACCUGGCCCUGCCCACCAACCACAGCGUGCCCGACGUGGCCAACCCGGUGCCCUCGCCCAAGCCGGCCAGUGUGCAGGAGGACUCGGCGACCCCCGCUGCUGGCUUCCGCUGCACCUUCUGCAAGGGCAAGUUCAAGAAGAGGGAGGAACUGGACCGCCACAUCCGCAUCCUACACAAGCCCUACAAGUGCACGCUGUGCGACUUCGCCGCCUCGCAAGAGGAGGAGCUCAUCAGCCACGUGGAGAAGGCCCACAUCACGGCUGAGUCGGCCCAGGGCCAGGGCCCCAACGGCGGGGGGGAGCAGUCGGCCAACGAGUUCCGCUGUGAGGUUUGCGGACAGGUGUUCAGCCAGGCGUGGUUCCUGAAGGGCCACAUGCGGAAGCACAAAGACUCCUUCGAGCACUGCUGCCAGAUCUGCGGCCGGCGCUUCAAAGAGCCCUGGUUCCUGAAGAACCACAUGAAGGUCCACCUCAACAAGCUGUCAGUGAAGAACAAGUCCCCUAGCGACGCCGAGGUGCCUGUGCCCAUGGGCGGCAUGUCCCAAGAGGCCCACGCCAACCUGUACUCCAGGUACCUCUCCUGCCUGCAGAGCGGCUUCAUGGCCGCCGACAAAGCCAGCCUGAGCGAGCCCAGCCAGCUCUACGGCAAAGGCGAGAUGCCCGUGAAGGAGAAGGAGGUUGUGGGCAAGCUGCUGACCCCCAUCUCCAGCAUGGCCCACGGCGUCCCCGAGGGCGACAAGCACUCCCUCCUGGGAUGCCUCAACCUUGUGCCACCGUUGAAAUCCAGCUGCAUCGAGCGGUUGCAGGCAGCUGCGAAAGCUGCCGAGAUGGACCCCGUGAACAGCUACCAGGCUUGGCAGCUCAUGGCCAGGGGCAUGGCCAUGGAGCAUGGCUUCCUGUCUAAAGAGCACCAGCUACAGCGCAACCACGAAGACACUUUGGCAAACGCCGGAGUUCUGUUUGAUAAGGAGAAGCGGGAGUACGUGUUAGUGGGAGCGGAUGGCUCCAAGCAGAAAAUGCCUGCUGACUUGGUUCACAGCGUUAAAGCGGGCAAUCCGAGAGACCUGCCAAAUGCGCUCGACCCUUUGGAAGGCAGUCGGGAUUUUUUGUCACAUGGGCUGCACCAGGCUCUCGAGUACAACCUGCAGGGUCCCGGGAGUCUGAAGGAGAAGCCCACCGAGUGCCCGGACUGCGGCCGAGUGUUCCGCACCUACCACCAGGUGGUCGUGCACUCCCGCGUCCACAAGCGGGACCGCAAGGGCGACGAGGACGGGCUGCACGGGGGCCCCGAGGAGCGGCGCGGCUCGGGCAGUGACCAGGAGUCCCAGUCGGUGAGCCGCUCCACCACGCCCGGCUCCUCCAACGUCACCGAGGAGAGCGGGGUCGGAGGCGGGCUCUCGCAGACCGGGAGCGCCCAGGAGGACAGCCCACACCCCUCCUCGCCGUCCUCCUCAGACAUUGGCGAGGAAGCUGGGAGAUCUGCCGGCGUCCAGCAGCCCACACUGCUUCGCGACAGGAGCCUGGGCUCGGCCAUGAAGGACUGCCCGUACUGUGGGAAAACCUUCCGGACAUCCCAUCACCUAAAGGUCCACCUGAGGAUACACACAGGUGAGAAACCCUACAAAUGUCCCCACUGUGAUUAUGCCGGCACCCAAUCAGCCUCCUUAAAAUACCACCUAGAGCGGCACCACCGGGAGCGGCAGAACGGAGCCGGGCCACUGUCUGGGCAGCCCCUGAACCAAGACCACAGGGACGAGCUGUCCAACAAAGCUGCUUUGUUUAUCAGGCCAGACAUCCUGAGGGGCGCCUUUAAGGGUCUCCCCGGAAUCGACUUCAGAGGUGGCCCUGCGUCUCAGCAGUGGACAUCAGGGGUGUUCUCAUCUGGAGAUCACUCAGGGCAGGCCACUGGCUUGUCUUCUGAGGCUCCUUCAGACACUCUGAAAGGUACCGACCUUCCUUCCAAAAGCACCCACUUCUCCGAAAUCGGGAGAGCUUAUCAAAGUAUCGUGAACAACGGUGUGAAUUUCCAAGGGUCCUUGCAAGCGUUCAUGGACAGCUUUGUCCUAAGCUCCUUGAAGAAGGAGAAGGACAUGAAGGACAAAGCCCUCUCUGACCCUCCUUCCAUGAAGGUCCACGGGGCAGACGGCAGCGAGGAGAAGGUGGGCGGCAAGGCGGCCCCCAGGAAGUCUGAGAAGUCUCAGUACGAGCCCCUGGACUUGUCCGUGCGGCCGGACGCCGCCUCCCUCCCAGGCUCCUCGGUGACUGUACAAGACAGCAUCGCAUGGCAUGGCUGCUUGUUUUGUGCUUUCACGACGUCCUCUAUGGAGCUGAUGGCCCUUCAUCUCCAGGCCAACCACCUGGGCAAAUCAAAACGCAAAGAUAGCACCGUUGGCGUGACGGUCAAUUGCAAAGACCAAGCCCGGGAGGCCAGUAAAGUGGCCUUGUUGCCCUCGGUACAAUCAAGCAAAGAGAUGGCGCUUUCCAACAUGAUGGGGCCUCUAGACUCGGCUUCUGAAAAGAUGGCCCAAGGACAGGUCAAAGAGACUCUGGGGGAGCAGAAGGGUGGCCCGUGGCCCGGCCACGUGGACCCCACUUUCUGUAACUUCCCGUCAGACUUCUACAAGCAGUUCGGUGUUUACCCAGGUCUGCUGGGCUCGGGGGCCUCCAGUUCCUGCCCCAACAGGGAGCCCGACGGGAAGGCCCACUUGGAAGAUGAUGCCCCGAUCCUGAUCCCUGAAACCACAAAUAAGAGCACUACUGACGACCUCUCGGACAUCGCCUCCUCAGAGGACAUGGACUCCUCCAAAGGAGAAAACAACGAGGAAGAGGAUAUCGACACGGAGCCGGAGGUGAUGAGCAAGCUGCCUGCCCUGAGCAAGGACGGGGGCAGCGACGGUGGGGAUGGCCUGCUGCCCGCAGGCGCCCCACAGCCCAUCCAGGGACUGGUCUCCCCUCUACCCCAGGCAUCGGAGAAGCAGUGGCACAGCCCGGGCCUUCUUCCAGCCCAGGACCCCGUGGCAAGCCUGCCCAAGCCAGAGCGGGGGCCCCAGGGCCUGGAGAAGCCGAUGAACGUGCUGUCGGUCCUCAGGGCCUACAGCGCCGAUGGCUUAGCAGCCUUUAACGGACUUGCAAGUAGCACAGCAAAUUCUGGAUGUAUCAAGAGGCCAGACUUGUGUGGUCACAGGCCUUUCCAAUGCCGCUACUGUCCCUACAGUGCCUCUCAGAAGGGAAAUCUGAAGACCCACGUCCUCUGCGUCCAUCGCAUGCCUUUUGACAACAGCCAGUAUCCCGACCGCAGGUUCAAGCGCUCCAGAGUCGACUCGGAGGCUUCUGGGAAUUUCGAAGACCCCACAGCUGUCAAGGCGGGGAGCUCAGCGGAGCUAACGGAGGAGGGCAGCAAGGCCCAGGAGGAGCGCAACUGA
Mesoplodon densirostris (Blainville's beaked whale) is the source of this 4210-nucleotide messenger RNA. It is a transcript of the gene ZNF536, whose product is annotated as zinc finger protein 536. The coding region runs from base 74 to 4210 and encodes 1378 amino acids. Gene Ontology annotation, biological process: regulation of DNA-templated transcription. The transcript is spliced from 5 exons. Gene Ontology annotation, molecular function: DNA-binding transcription factor activity, RNA polymerase II-specific; RNA polymerase II cis-regulatory region sequence-specific DNA binding. NCBI's taxonomy places the organism in Eukaryota, Metazoa, Chordata, Mammalia, Artiodactyla, Ziphiidae. The record is from RefSeq and is a predicted model, not a curated record. Gene Ontology annotation, cellular component: nucleus.